Molecule: messenger RNA, 623 nt
Organism: Triticum dicoccoides
Lineage: Eukaryota; Viridiplantae; Streptophyta; Magnoliopsida; Poales; Poaceae
Exons: 1
Coding region: 59-388 (109 amino acids)
Source: RefSeq, a predicted model, not a curated record
AUAAGCAGUGAGUGAGUGCAUCAACCUUCGAUCAGCUAUAUCCUCCAUCGAUCUGGUCAUGGCAGCAGCAAUGCUCCCGAGGCUCGUUGCCGUGGCGGCGCUGGUCGCGCUGAUGUGCGCCGUCGCUGCCGCCCAGAAGGUACCUGCCGUCGGCGGUGCGCCGACGUGCGGCGUUGCCGAUCAGAACGUCGUGAAUGCGUGCUUCCAGAGCUUCGGAAAAGGUAAGAAAACUGCCGCUGGGACUGCGCCGGGUAGGGAGUCAGUGGACUGCUGCGUAGCCUUUAAAGACCACUCGUGCCUCUGUGAGAUGAAGAAGGCGUUGAAGGCUCAGGGCAAAACUGCCCAGGAUAAUGUGGAUUGCGUCAGGGAAAAGAAGGACUGCAAGUGAGCGCCGCGCGGGAGGUCUCGUCGGGCAUGCAAGAUAUUUAGUUCGUUGGAUAUGUGUGUUUCUUGCAUGUUGGUUUCAAGCGGUUGAUGUCCACCUGCUCCUUGCUUGCUUUUUUUUUUUUUUUGCUUGUGUGUGUCAUGUGAGUGUGUUAUGUUUUUCUACGUAUGAGAGCGUCAGUUGAGUCUUUUUAGUUUGUACCAAUCAGGAAUAAAUGUGGGUGGAAUUUCUCGCUUCA